AUCACCCUCCAAAAGGAUUGUCAAGAUGACUGGUUCUGGUUCUCCUUGUGGAGCCUGCAAGUUUUUGAGGAGAAAAUGUGUGAGGGGUUGUGUUUUUGCUCCUUAUUUCUGCCAUGAACAAGGCGCUGCCCACUUUGCUGCAAUUCAUAAGGUUUUUGGUGCAAGCAAUGUGUCCAAACUCCUCGGUCACCUACCGGUGAGUGACAGGUGUGAAGCUGCGGUUACCAUUGCUUAUGAAGCUCAAGCCAGACUUCAAGAUCCCAUCUAUGGAUGUGUCUCACACAUUUUUGCCCUCCAGCAGCAGGUUGUUAAUCUACAAGCACAGCUAGCUUCUCUGAAGGAGCAAGCAGCUCAAAGCCUUUUCAAUGGGUCCAGUGCUGGAAACCUCAAUGAGAAAUUCUUUGGGAAACUUCCUUCUUACCAGCAAGACUUUCAGAGUUGGUUUCAGUUGGAGAAUUUGAACACAGUGCCACAGUUUGAUCCAAACCUCACCGGUAAUUCGGAAACCAUGCCGUAUUCCCAAAGUGGGUUCGUGGACCCUAGCCCUAUGGAGAAUUAUAAAAAUUCAAUGUUCCCGGAGGAAAAUGUCUCCUUCGCCAGUUUCGAAGAGGCUUCUCAUUCCAUGGCUUCUCUGGACAUGCAAGGAAACAGAAGGAAAUGGGCUUACCAAGAUGAUGCUGACGAACUCCAGUCAGUGGCCUUUGGCUAUAUCCGGCAUUCAUGAGGGAAAUUUGGAGUUGGAAACAUAUCAUGGAUCGGUGAAGACGAUUUCGUCAAUUUUGAAUUGCUACUGCAUAUAUACUCUUGAACAUGAACUUUUGCUGCUCUAAAAUAAGCUAGGAAACCUAGAAUUAUAUGUUGAUAGAAUUGAAGGCCCUACAAUAUAAUCUACCCUAUGAUUGUUUUUCUUAUAUCUUGUGUAACCUAGCUUGGAAAUGGAUAGAAUAAUAGUGUAAUUCUCUGACAAAACCAGAGAAAAUCGGGUUUUGUUUUUGAGUUAAUUAGCUUUGUUUAGUGUCUAAGUUUUUGACCUAAUAAAGACUCUUUAGGCACCUAGUUUGCUUUUAUUCCAAA
Vitis riparia (riverbank grape) is the source of this 1074-nucleotide messenger RNA. Its product is annotated as LOB domain-containing protein 29-like. The coding region runs from base 26 to 724 and encodes 232 amino acids. The transcript has 2 exons. Lineage: Eukaryota; Viridiplantae; Streptophyta; Magnoliopsida; Vitales; Vitaceae. The record is from RefSeq and is a predicted model, not a curated record. Gene Ontology annotation, biological process: hormone-mediated signaling pathway; positive regulation of DNA-templated transcription. Gene Ontology annotation, cellular component: nucleus.